Messenger RNA from Portunus trituberculatus (swimming crab), 3501 nucleotides. RefSeq lists its product as uncharacterized. The coding region runs from base 1 to 3501 and encodes 1166 amino acids. Lineage: Eukaryota; Metazoa; Arthropoda; Malacostraca; Decapoda; Portunidae. The record is from RefSeq and is a predicted model, not a curated record. The transcript has 3 exons. Gene Ontology annotation, molecular function: catalytic activity; nucleic acid binding.
AUGGCCCUCUCCUUUAUGUUGUGGAACGCCCGAUCCCUUCUCCGCAAAACGCAGGAACUAGAAACCCAUUUAGGUGACACCCUCCCAUCUGUGGUCGGCAUAUGUGAGACCUGGCUUCCCCUCAUCUUUCUCUCCUUUCCGGGAUACAACAUCAUCCGCAAAGAUCGUGGUCAAGGACGUGGAGGAGGUGUCCUUCUCGCCAUCCAUGACUCCCUCGUCUCAUCGCCUCUCCUAUCCCUCAGUCUCAAGAUGGGCGUCUGGAGGUUGUUGCGCCAGGGUUGGACUUGGUGGUGGCUGGCUCACGGUGGCAGCCUGCUACAAUCCUGGGGUACAGCUGGCCACCGAGAGUUUAUGCACUACUUCUCCGCCCUGCAGCCUCCAGUGCUUAUAAUGGGGGACUUUAACGCCCAUCAUACAUGUUGGGAGCCUGACCUGUCACCUCACCACCACAACACAUCUGGCAAUGCUCUCUUCCAAGCCUUGUUAGAUCUAAAACAUGUCUCCCUCCUCAGCCCUCCCGGACUAGCGACCAGGUUUCAUCCCCAUACUGGUGCCGCCUCGGUGCUCGACCUGUUCCUUGGAGACCCUACCUUCAAGGACUCCACCUUCUGCACUGGACCUUACAUGGGCAGCGACCACCUCCCUCUCCUCGCCUCCCUCCCACAAGUCUCCCCACAGCCCCAACCUGGCUGCAUGCCUCGCUGGAGGCUCAAUUCUUCUGGCUGGCCCCAGUACGUGGCUGUGCUUCCUCCUCACUGGACACCCAACAUCUUCCCCUGGAUGAAGCCGCAACAACCAUUGCUGGGGUGCUGUCCGAGGCUGGCACAGCUGCCUUCCCACUCAUCACCCGUCGUCAUCCACGCCGCCCUGGGAAGCCCUGGUGGGAUGCAGCCUGUGCGCAGGCAGUACAGGACCGUCGCCAGGCUUGGAAUCAGUGGCGUAGGACCCCCACUAUCCAGGCUGGCCGUGCUUACCGCCGCCUGGACGCCAUCUGUGCCAAGACCAUCCUCAAGGCAAAGCGAAAUGCAUGGGACCUGCACUGCUCCACUCUCCUUCCGCUCCUCUCCCAAGAGUACCAUGUCCUUUCUCCGCUCCAUGGAGGGCAAGUUCGUAUCUCAGAACAUCCCAUUUUCUGAUGAUGAUUCUACCCCACUCGCUGACCCUGAAAAAGCAAAAAUCUUGUCAGAACACUUCCACCUCAAGAUUGGUUUACCUCCUCCUCUUCGUCCGCCUCCAACCCUUACUUCAGUUAUUGAAACUGCCGUCUCCUCUCCAGCUCUCCCAUCCCUUGCUCAACCAUUCAAGCCUCAUGAACUCUCCUCAGCCUUAGCUACAUUAAAACCCGCAUACAGGCCCAUCAGCCUCCUCUCCUGCAUUGGGAAGCUGCUGGAGAGGUUAGUCAACACCCGCCUCACCUGGUGGUUAGAAGCUAACAACAAGCUAGCAGAGGAGCAAUGUGGCUUCCGCCCUCACCGGAGUACCCUGGAUGUGCUGGGGCAAAUUGAGUAUCACAUCUGUGACACUUACCGCCAGCGUCAAGUCAUGAUGGCCCUCUUCCUUGACCUGGAGGGAGCAUUUGAUUCUGCACCACAUGAGGGCAUCCUAUACAAGCUGGCACUCAUGGGCAUCACUGGCACCACCCUUGCCUGGGUGCGCGACUUCCUCACCGGUCACUCAUUCCAAGUGGCUGUUGGUGCAUCACUGUCACCUUCCCAAGGAAUUCAUCGUGGCGUACCUCAGGGAUCCAUUCUUAGCCCCCUUCUGUUCAAUGUUCUUCUCUCUGACCUACAGGUUCCUACCCACUCUCACCUUCUCUAUGCUGAUGACAUUACCAUCAUCAGUCGAGCACCCACACUCUCCGAGGCCCAGGACCACCUGCAGGAGGCUGCCACUGCCUGGGGUGCAUGGAUGACAACCUGGGGGCUACAAGUCAGUGCCUCAAAGAGCUCUCUCAUGUGUUUUACCAUGAAAAAGCUUCCAACUCCACCUACCGUCAACUUAAGUGGGGAGGCUGUUCCAUACUCAACCUCACACACCCUCCUCGGACUGCGGCUGGAUGGCCCUCGCCUCUCCUGGGUAAAUCACAUCAGUUACCUCCGCACCUCCUGCAACAAACGCCUCGAUGUGAUGAAGCGAAUAGCUGGCAUCCGCUGGGGAGCCAGUCGUGACCUGCUCCUCCACUACUAUAAGACCACCAUCAGGGCCAAAAUGCAGUAUGCCAGCUGCUUCUAUGGGUCAGCUGCCUACUCCAACCUUCUCAAGCUUGACCCCAUUCAAAACGCUGCCUUGAGGAUCUCUAUGGGGGCCAUGAGUUCCUCCCCAGUUGUUUCUCUACAAGCAGAGAGUGGUAUUCCUCCACUGUCCACCCACAGACGGAUGACCUUGUGCCAACAAUACUACAGGAUACUGGGCCUGCCUGCCUCCCACCCCCUCUCUACCCUCCACUCCAACUCAGGGGUGGAUCAGCAAGCUCCUGUAUGGCUCCCCGCUGCCCGUCAGCCACUAAUAGUGCGUGCCCUGCUCAGCCUAACCAUUCUCCACUUACCACCACCACCUCCACAGCCUGUCAAUCCCUACUCACCUUUUCCUUCAUGGCUGGACGUCACCCAUAAUUUUGCUCUCCACGUUCCUGGGCUUCCUCCCAAACCAUCUGUGAGUGGAUUAGCAGCAGCCCACUUCCAACAGCUGGACCGGUCCAUUUAUCACCACCACCUCAAGAUCUACACGGACGGCUCCAGAGAUGCUUCCCUGCCCUCCUCGGCAGCAGCUAUAUAUGACGCCAGUACAGCUAUCUGUAAGACAUGGAGGCUUCCUGAGUACACAGAUGUCCUUACCACGGAGCUCUUUGCCCUUCUCCAGGCCCUCAUCUACCUCCGCACCUCUCACCCGAAGUCCAUGGUGGUAAUUUACACCGACUCCCGCUCAUCUCUCUCUCUCCUCCUGUCCCGGCAGCCAUCCUCCGCCACAACCCUCGUCCACUCCAUCCAGAACACCUUCCUCCAUCUCCUGAACACUGGCUGGGAUAUCACCUUCCAGUGGCUUCAUUCUGCCAAACGGCUCUUAUCUCGCCUCUGCCACUCAUCCUGGGACUCUUCACUCAACAACGCACUCCGAGUCACCUCUAUGGGCCUUUACCGUAGCGACUCAUCUCCACAGCCUUGGGUCAGGAAACAGUCCCGCAUCCUAGAUGUAGCACUCACCCGCCUCCGUCUGGGCCACACAAGACUCACAGCACACCUGCAUCGCCUUGGUCUAUCACCGGACCCCUACUGCCCCUGGUGCAGGACGGUCGAGGAAACCAUCGAACACUUCCUCUUACACUGCCCCCGCUUCCACUCCCACCGUGUUGUGCUUCGUGAUCACCUUGCUGCCUUGGGUGUGUCUACCUUUGACCUGCCCACCCUGCUGGCGGCGGCAGGCGUCUACUCCUCACACCAAGCUGCGGUUAUCCGCCUCACCUGCGUCUUCCUGAAGAAGUGUGGACAACUACCCCGCCUGUGA